Molecule: messenger RNA, 3609 nt
Organism: Rana temporaria (common frog)
Lineage: Eukaryota; Metazoa; Chordata; Amphibia; Anura; Ranidae
Gene: TYW3
Product: tRNA-yW synthesizing protein 3 homolog
Exons: 6
Coding region: 2688-3542 (284 amino acids)
Biological process (GO): tRNA methylation
Cellular component (GO): cytoplasm
Molecular function (GO): tRNA methyltransferase activity
Source: RefSeq, a predicted model, not a curated record
GGGAGGAUGUUUGUCCCCUUUCUUCCGCCGUAGAAAGCAUGGAGGCGUCCUAACAGCGUGCGGAGUAAAUAGAGGAGCCCCCAGUCCGUACACAGGGGAUAGUGAGGAGGGAGAGCCAGAGGUGUCGUGUACAGCGAGGUGGCGGGGAGAAGAGCAUCCAUUAUGGAUCAUAGAGCAGCUGAAGGACACACCUCAGAAAUGACUUCUGUUUUCCCAUAAUAAACUCCUCUAUAGGCUGGAGACCCAGAGAUCCUCUACUCUGCUGGUCUGUUAGAGCCAUAGAGAUCAUACCUUAUCCUGGUGACCUCCAGACCCAGACCAUUACCUUACCCUGGUGACCUCCAGACCCAGACCAUUACCUUACCCUGGUGACCUCCAGACCCUGACCUUUACCUUACCCUGGUGACCUCCAGACCCUGACUAUUACCUUACCCUGGUGACCUCCAGACCCAGACCAUUACCUUACCCUGGUGACCUCCAGACCCUGACCAUUACCUUACCCUGGUGACCUCCAGACCCUGACUAUUAACUUACCCUGGUGACGCGAAGGACCCACAGACUACUCUGCCCCCUGGUGACCCCAGAGAUCCACCACUCUACUGAUCUGCUAGAUCAAGGGAUCCUACAACUUGGCAAACCCGAAAAAAAAGACCCCCUUGACCUUACCCCGGUGACUCAGGGAUCCCCUACUAUACUGAUCUGCCAGACCUAGAGAUCCUACAACCUAAGGAACCCAAAAGCGGAGACCCCUUGACCUUUCUCUGGCGACUCAGGGAUCCACUACUGAUCUGCUGGACCCAGAGAUCCUUCAACCUCGGAAACCCAAAACAGAGCCCCCUGAGACCUUAUUCUGGUAAUCUGCAGACCCAGAGAUCCUCUACUCUGCUGGACUGUCAGAGCCAUAGAGAUCAUACAACCUGAGGAACCUUCAGACUCAGAUCGUUACCUUGCCCUGGUGACUCAGGUCCCCUACUAUACUGAUCUGCCAGACCCAGAAAUCCUACAACCUAAGGAACCCAAAAACAAAGACCCCUCAACCAUUCUCUGGAGACCCAGGGAUCACCUACUAUACUGAUCUGCCAGACCCAGGGAUCCAACAACCUAAGGAAUAUAAAAGCGGAGACCCCUUGACCUUUCUCUGGUGACCCAGGGAUCCACUACUCUACUGAUCUGCUAGACCCAGAGAUCCUACAACCUAGGAAACCUAAAAAAGAGACCCCUUGACCUUAUUCUGGUAACCCGCAGACCCAGAUAUGCUCUCUUCUGCUGGACUGUCAGAGCCAUAGGGAUCCUACUACAACCUGAGGAACCUCCAGACUCAGAUAAUUAACUUACCCUGGUUACCUAAAGACCCAGAGACCACCCCCGUCUGGUGACCCACAGACCCAGAGAUCUACUACUCUGCUGAUCUGCCUGAAUCAGGGAUCCUACAACCUAAGGAACCCAAAAGUGUAGACCCCUCAACCUUUCUCUGUUGACCUGUAGACCCAGGGAUCCACUACUCCACAGAUCUGCUGGAUUUAGAUAUCCUACAACAUAGGAAACCCAAAACAGAGACCCCCUCAACCUUACCCUGGUGACCCAGAGACCCCCUACAAUACUGAUCUUCCAGACCCAGGGUGCCCGCAACCUAAGGAACCAAAAACAGAGACCCUUCAACCGUACCCUGGUCACCCAGGGAUCCCUUUCUGUACUGAUCUGCCAGACCUAGGAAUUCUACAAUCUAAGGAACUAAAAACAGAGACCCCCUCAACCUCACUUUGGUGACCAAGAGAUCCACUGAUCUGGCUAGAUCUAGGGAUCCUGUAACCUAGGAAGUUCAAAACAGGGACCCCUUAACCUUACUCUGGUGACCUAGAGACCCAGGGAUCCCCCACUAUACUGAUCUGCCAGACCCAGGGAUCAUACAAUCUAACAAACCCAAAACAGAGACCCUUUAACCUUACCCUGGUGAUCCUCAGAGCCACUACUGAUCUGGGGAUCCUACAAGCUAGAAAACCCAAAACAGAAAUCCCUCAACUUUAACCUGGUGACUCAGAAACCACCCCUGUCUGACCCAAAGACACAGGGAUUCCCUAUAAUACUGAUCUGUCAAAUCCAGAGAUCCUACAGCCUACCUCUAAACCCAGACCAUUACCUUACCCUGGUUACCUUCAGACCUAAAUACCCCCAAUUCUGUUGAGACUACGUACCCAGAGACCACCCCAUAUCGAAACCCACAGACUAAGGGAACCUCUACUCUGCUGAUCUGCCGAAUCCAGAGAUCUUCAAGAUCGCAGAAUUUUCUAGGAAUCCUAUUCAUCUCGGGUGACUGUUCGAUGUACAGAUCCUUCUAAUCUGGUGAUGUCUCAGACAGAGGCCCUCCUCGGCUAGCUGAACAUUCAGAACCAGAAUCCCUCUAGAUUCUGGUGAACUCCGGACCCUGUGGACAUCUUCAGUCUGGUGAUUCCUUGGACUUCGGUCUUUUUUAGAUGUGAGGAGCACCCGACUCAGGAUUUUUAUUUAUUUUGAUGACCCUCCUGACACAGGUGUCUUCUUAAGCCCGGUGAACUGCAUUUUGCCAGGUGAGAGUCAAAGUCCUGAGAACCCAUCAAGUCCACAACCCCAGUAGCUGUCUUCAACUUGGAGAACUUUCAAACAUGGAGGUCCAUUAUUAAUUUGUUGAAACCCACUUUAGUUGCAUCAACAUGGAAAUGGAAUCUUCUACAAGCAGUCAACAGAACCAGAGUGACCCCUGCAGUGUGGUGAACCCGAAGACUCCUUCCAAUUCCCACAACCAACAAACUCUGCCCCCUAGUGGGCCUUUCUUCCACUGGAAACUCCAAGCUUCCCUCAAAACGGACCUCAGUAAGAAAGGCAGUGUGGACAAAGACAUUGAGGAGAUCGUGCGGCAUAUUAACCUCCAGGACUGUUACUUCACCACCAGCUCCUGCUCUGGCAGGAUUAUCAUCAUUGAGGAGAAUUCUGAUCUCUCCAUAGUGCAGAAGGAGAACUGCUCGUGGCUUUUUGUGACCCAUGACCUCUGUAGCAUAGAUGAUGUGGUUACAGCCGUCCAGAAAGCCUCGGGCGACGCGGUACUGAAAUUCGAACCCUUCGUUAUGCACGUCCAGUGUCGCACAUUAGAGGACGCACAACUUCUGCAUAGUGUCGCCAUAAACUCUGCAUUCCGAAAUUCUGGCAUCACAGUAGGAAAGAAGGGGAAAAUCAUAAUGGCGGUACGGAGUACUCAUUGUAUGGAGGUGCCAUUGAGUCACAAGGGGAAGUGUUUAGUGAGCAACGAAUAUAUUGAAUACUUGGUACAGACGGCAAACCGAAAAAUGGAAGAGAACAGGACAAGAAUCACCCGAUUCUUUAGCUGCCUCCAUACGGCUCUACAGAAAAGGGACAGAAAGAGUGAGAAGGACCACAAGGAACAGACGGACAGCUCGGUGUACACUCGUAGGAGGAGAAGGCAGGAGGUGACUGAGAUAACAGAUGGCAGUCCUUGUGAAGCCCCGGGUGACCCCGAGACCUGCAUCUCCUUCCUACAUGAUGCAGACUAAGGCAAUGGACAGGAGACGCAACUACUGGAUAAUAUUUCUCAAUAAAGAUUUCACCUAAUCAUCCAAA